CAACGCGUUCCAUUUAGUAUACCGACGACCGUAGUGCCGGUAGGAUACACACUCGCCACCGUCCGCAAAAUGUAUCUUUUAUCGUGUAAAUAUGGUGUUUUUUUCUGUGCCUAAUUUAUGUUUUUUCAAAUCCCACUUUCACCUUUUCUUCGUACUUCCGUUUAUGUGAUUUUAAAUGCAAUUUCUCGCAUGGAACGAUGAUCAACAGUUUAUCCCCUUCUAUCUGAAUAUGAAGUCAUCAACACCUUAUCCCAAACACCGUGUACAUACAAUAAUUAAUGAGUUAUGUCGACAAUAACUGGCACAAUAUACGUUUCGGCCAGUAAUGCUGGUCCUUAUCAACUAUUACCCAUUAAAUGUGACAACAAGAAAUCUACAAAAAAUAAAAUUAUAUGAGCCCAAGUUAAAUUGCAGAAACAUAUCAAAGUAUCCGGUUGUAUAGAGGUACAUAGUCAAGAAACUGAAUCACUCAGCACAAUAAAACAUAUAAAAUUAAAAAAUUAAAAAAUUAAAAACUUAUCAAGCAUUGUCAAAGGCUGAUGAGAACGUUAAAGUAUAAGACGGUCUGCGUUCGUCCGGCAGCUGUCGCAAAACAAGAAACACGGGGAGGACGAAUAACUAACUAAUUAUAUAAACAAGACUGAAAAUCGCGUAUCAACAUGUUGUUUCUAUAGAAUCUUUCGGAUAGCAUCACUAAUGGUACCGACAAACAGAAUUGUGAUGCUAUUUUGAAAAGCCUGGUCCACAUUUAUAAGGGCAGUGAUGUCAGAGCUGAUAUGGUGUUUCAGUCUUUUCCUAAUGUGUUUGUCGAUAAAAGAAGAAGGAUAAGAAUUGUUUAAGAGAAUAUCCGUGAUCGCUUUUAUAUUUUGGCAUCGUGAAAGCGAGAGUCCGAGAGUGAGAUAGCUUGGUCAACCAAAUUUAUAGGUCAAACGUAUGUUGCAAUUCGUCGAGUCAUCAGCGUAAACUUUGAUCACCAUUCUGUAAGUCUUAAACUAGUUUCGACACUGCGAUUGCAGUUCGAGAAAUGACAGACUGAACGAUCGAUACCUCCAGUUGCAAGAAAACCGUGCAAAGAGCUCAACACUGCUAAUUCAGAUUUACACGGACAAGAGAGACAACGCGCACGAGAUUUGCCGUGUCAACAUGACAUAUUUGCGAUCAAUUGGGGAGGUGAUUGUCUUCCUGUUGUUGUCUAUCUUUGCAAUAUUGGAUGGCGUCAUCAGGUCAUUCAUUCCUAAAAGGUACAAAAUGAAGAGUAUAAAUGGCGAAAUUGCCCUCGUGACAGGGGGUGGCGGAGGUUUGGGAAGGCUACUCUCCCUCAGGCUAGCCAACUUGGGCGCCAUCGUUGUCGUUUGGGAUAUAAAUGAGGCAGGCAUCGAAGAAACUGUUAAACUUGUUCAGGCAGCCGGAGGUACAUGUUACGGCUACGUUUGCGAUUUGUGUGAUCGGACAGACAUAUAUAAGAAGGCUAAAAUUAUCAGGGAAGAGAUCGGCAAGGUGACUAUUCUUAUCAAUAACGCGGGCAUCGUCACGGGAAUGAAAUUUUUAGACACUCCCGACAAACUUAUCAUCAAAACGAUGGAUGUUAACGUGAUGAGCCACUUUUGGACUGUAAAGGCUUUCCUUCCAACGAUGUUGGAGAACAAUAAAGGACAUAUCGUGAGUGUGGCCAGUUUGGCUGGUCAAUGCGGAGUUCCGAAAUUAGUAGACUAUUGUACGUCGAAAUUUGCAGCAAUGGGAUUUGACGAAGCUCUUCGAAUAGAACUUGAGUACGAAGGAUACGAUAUCAACACAACAGUGGUAUGUCCUUAUUUCAUCCGCAGUACCGGUAUGUUCGAAGAUGUUCAAUCAAGAUACAUUCCAACUCUAAGUCCAAACGCUGUAGCUGAUCGAAUAAUAAUGGCGAUGAGGUGUAACGAGAAAUAUGCCAUCAUUCCGGGUUACUUACAAAUUCUACUUAGUCUAAAGUGGAUAUUUCCGUGGCCAUGCAUCGCAAUGUUUCUUCGUGGGUUGGUGAGAGACGCUUCGCCGAGCCACGAAAAUAACAAGUGUGCGGCUGUCUCGGAAGAGAACUGUAUACCACCGUCAAAGGAUCAGAACAUUCAUCAGCAAUUAGCCAGACGUAUAUCCAGCUCCGAAAGGAAGCCUUGAACUUUCUUACUCUGUCUGCGCUUUAAUAAUAGUCUAGCAUGUACAAUAAAUUUAACUUUUCUUAUUUUCCGCCUUGCGACUGGCAUUGGAAUUCUUCGUAUUUCAAUCUUUUCAAUUAUUUCGCUAGAUGGAGAAUAUAUUGAGAUCGCGAAACACCUAUAGCAUCGAACACAGAAAUACUAUCCAUUUCAACAAAUAGAAUUGCAUUUGCAUAGAGUUUCUCCCUCUUCAAGUCUCGUUUAACGACUGAGACCGUUAGAAGAUGGGAUUAUUGGAAAAGAGGAAGGUGCAAAUAUAUUUAAAUCUUACCAGAAUUGGAUCUAGUACAAUAUAAAAAGCUUCCAUAUCUACGACGAUUUCGCAAUGAUUACGGAUUGUUUCGAAAUCGCAAAUCGCGAUAAAUCCAUUUAGAAGUGUCUUGCUUAAUAUUUGAGAAAUUGAGGGAGACUUGCUCGUUAAGUGAAUGUUGUUACACUUAUUUUAAUUCAGAGGUGUGAUAGGCACGGUACUUUUGUACUAUCGGUUCGUUAUCCUAUUAUAUAUUUUGUGUGUGCGUCUGUGAAAAUUUUUUAGUAAUUUCAUGGCGCUGAAUAUGACCUUUUGUUAGUAAUAACGAUGAUCAACGAAUUUCAAAUUAUUUUUGUAGUCUUUAGCGUCGCAUAAAGUUUUAUCUUCUUUGCAUGAAAAAAUGUAAUAAUAAAUAGACAUAUGUAUUGUAUAUAUAAUGGAAAAAUGUGAUACUGAACCCGUAAAUGAUGUCAGUACUAGGUAUAAGAGUAACAUUAGAGUAUUGUACAAUAGUUUAAUACUAUAUACGAGUAUAAGUGCAGAAACGUGUUACCGUUAAUAUUAAUUAAACAAACUACUUAAUGAU
This is a messenger RNA of Vollenhovia emeryi, 3025 nucleotides long. Its product is annotated as short-chain dehydrogenase/reductase family 16C member 6. Gene Ontology annotation, molecular function: oxidoreductase activity, acting on the CH-OH group of donors, NAD or NADP as acceptor. Gene Ontology annotation, cellular component: lipid droplet. The transcript is spliced from 10 exons. Bases 1144 to 2151 code for a protein of 335 amino acids. Lineage: Eukaryota; Metazoa; Arthropoda; Insecta; Hymenoptera; Formicidae. The record is from RefSeq and is a predicted model, not a curated record.